AUGUCUUACCAAGAGCAGCAGUGCAAGCAGCCAUGCCAGCCUCCUCCGGUGUGCCCACCCCCAAAGUGCCCAGAGCCUUGUCCUUCUCCAAAGUGCCCAGAGCCUUGUCCUCCCCAAAAGUGCCCAGAGCCCUGUCCUCCUCAGAAGUGCCCUGAGCCGUGUCCCCCUCAGUCAUACCAGCAACAAUAUCCUCCUGUGCAAACUCCUCCAACAUGCCAGCAGAAAUGCCCACCCAAGAGCAAGUAA
This is a messenger RNA of Arvicanthis niloticus (Nile rat), 246 nucleotides long. Lineage: Eukaryota; Metazoa; Chordata; Mammalia; Rodentia; Muridae. The record is from RefSeq and is a predicted model, not a curated record.